UGCUGAAUAGUCCCACCCAUCCCGACACCGCGGCCGAAGCGUAACCGUAGGCCUAUCUCCGGUCUUUGUUGUUGGCCACUUCGUGAUUUCGCUGAGCUGAGGAAGACUCUUGCUGUAGGCUAAUUCAUUUUAGGAUUGAGGAGAGAUGGAGGAAUUAAAUCGGAAGUUAAACUUUGACUCGAUAAGAAUUCAGUGUCAGACUGUGAAGAAAAUCACUCAGUCUAUCAAAGAAAGAAGAAUAGAACUGAUUGGCAAUGAUUUCAUUUCUGCUGCAACCCCAAAGAUUGAUGCCUUAGAACUGCUAUGGUUGAAAUGUGGGGAUGGUUCAUCUCAGAGUUCCCUGUGUGCUCAUGCCUUGAUUGAACUCUGGGAGGACAAUGUCCUACAGCAGGACUACAUCCUUCAGGGGUUCAUCAACCUCCUCCCCACAGCUAGGACUGUGCAGCCAUGCGUGGAGGCCGUUGGUAAACUACUCCUUAUGAUCGUGAAGAAGUCUCUGUACGGAGUGAUGGGCGGUGGAGAUGAGGUUGUGCCAGAAAGCCGUAACUUGUUUCACAUGAGGACGUGUCCUCAUCCUUUCAUAUCUAUGUUCAAGAGUAGACCGGAUUGUUGGUCAUCCAUUCUGGAGACCAUCUCCUCUCUGCUCUCCCAAGACGACGAUCGGUUGCAAACGGAAGUCCUUCACAUCUUUCAGCCUUUUAUUAGGUUUGCCUUGCUUGAUCCUAUCAUCGAUCCUAAACAGGGUUCUCUCAGGGUUCUACUGGUAGAAAGUCUUGCCCAAGCAUGUUCGCAGAGCCUGACACCACAGAAUGUACCUAACGAAAGCAAUGUAUUACCAGUCUUCCCCAGUGAGGUGGUGAAGUUCUUCUUGGAACUGAUGCCAUGUCUUCCAACUUCUACAAGAGAUGCAAUCACCGAAGCAGCUUACAUAGCAACAGUAACCAUAGACAUCAUUUCCAAGAAUGGCCGAUCAAUCAAUGUGUAUCUGGUAGAACAAUCAAUCUGUUAUUGCCUUUCACUGGGCCAUGAAAUGAGAGAACUAGGGAUGGGUAUGUCCCCAGUCUUACAACCCCUGGUAAGAAUUCAUCCAGAUUGUGUGAAGUUCCAGGACAGAGCAGUUACUGCCAUGAUGGCGAACUUGCUCUUGAACAGCUCUGUUCAAGAGCAGAAUUUCAUAUUGAAAUUUGCCCGGAAGAUGUUUAGAUCAUCUGAUGAUCCCACCAGGUUCAGGACUCAGAAGCUGCUGAUAUGGUCCUUGCUACAUGUCAUGGAACACUUAAAGAGCCGUUCCACCAUCGAUCUGAAGUCUCUGGAAGUUUGCGCAAGGAUGGAAAACCGUGAAAUGGUGCUGAAGCUCUUUACUGAUAUCACAGCCAGCCUAACAAUGCCCUUGAAAGAGGAAAAUUGUGAUGUGCCUGAUAAAAUGGGCCAGUUUCAUGGAGCACACCCAUGGUACAAGAAAAUGUCUGCUUUUCAAGAUAUGGCUGUUGCUGUCCUGAGUGACAUGACAACAGCCCAAACAUGGCUCCGCUGUCAACAUGCCAAGGUGCAUGAUGGGAUUGGGAAUGCAGCAAUGGAAGAGACUAUACAGUUAACCGUAGCCAUCUUCUUCUCCUUUGGUCACCAGCUGGCCAACCUCUCUAUCGAUGUUCUGGUCGACAUUGGCAAUGUGGCUUCACACAAGGCUCACAGCAUGAUGCUGCUUUACAUUCAUAUCCUCACAUCGAGGAACAGUCCGAAAAUCAGCGAAUACCUCCUCAAUGCACUCCCAAGACUUAUAAGUCAUCGCUACCUCAUAGGGCCUAUUUUGAUGUGUGUCUGGAACUCAAAUCUGCAAGAGAAAUCACUUAAACUUGUAACAGACCUCUGGAAAAAACAGGAUCGGAUAUUUCCUGAGCUUCAGAAUAAACUGGCUGAAUGCAAAGAAAGCAUUGGUCAUCUGACACCGAAAACAGGACUUGAUGACAUGCUUCUAGAGAUUGCAGUCUGUGUCCAUGAAGUCUGCUGCCAUAAACCAGAGCAGCAUGGUGAGGACAUGGUGAAGACAUUGUCCAUGGUCUUGAAAAAAGCCACCAGUCCAACGGGAGUCCCUGCUACUUGUUAUGCCCUGGACGCCUUAAUAGCCAUCACUCAAGCAGAGGUCAUCGACAUUGUCACAGCGUAUAAGAGUCUUGCAGGGCAAUUUCAAGCAGAAAAAAGACCAAUGGUUUUAUCCAAGUGGUGUGCAUUUCUUGGAUUGGUCCCAGAUUUGUAUGUGGAUUCAAAGGACUUUGAGGUAUUAACCAGGACAGUUAUCCAACACCUGUGGUAUUAUACAGAGCAUGCAGAUCACAGAGUUGUCUCAGAAGCUCUCUCAGCCUUAGCAGGAUUCAAGACAUCUUCAUUCAAUCUACGUUAUCUUCCAAAAGAGGCAACAAGAGAAAUUCUGAUGAAGAGGGCCCAAGAGAGAAAGAAGAGGGCUGAUGCAAGGGCAUCAAAGGGAGAAGAAGAGAUAGAGGAGGAAGAGGAAGACCUGUCUGUUCCUGGAAGCUGUUUCAUCAACCUGCUCUCUUGUGUCAACCAGAAGGCAACAUCGGGUAAAGAGGAUCUCCUUUAUUCCUUCCUGUGUGAUGAGCUUGACGGCCUUCCUCGAAGGUUUUACACCCAGACUUCACCAAGACGGGAAGCAACAGAGAGUCAUGUUAGCAAGCAGGUAUCGGCCAUCCCCUCGGUCAUCUCUCAGAAGAACCAACACAACAAACAGCCCGGACACAGACCCUCAUAUGCAGCUGGUUUACUGUUCAGCUUCAAACCUGGGUGUGAAAGCAGUAGAGAUGCAAAGAAAGUAAGGAGGAACAAGGCUGCUACAAGCAAAGUCUGUUUAGAUGAGCUCUCCUUAUUGCUAAAUGAGGUUCCAGUUUCUUCGCCUGAUUGGUUUUACAUCAUGCAGCUACCCAGGGCUUGGGCUUCAUUCAUGUCAACCGCACUGCUAGCUGUUAUUGAGGGAAGACGUUCAGAUGUAGAACAUGAAGCAAGUCGUAGCAGAGAUGGACCUGAUGAGGAUAAGCUACAAGAAGGUCUCUCGUCAGCUUGGCUUUGGGCUAGAGACAGACUGACUGAACAGCUAAGGACAACUGUAUUACAAAACUCUGGUGCCAAGGGUAAUGCAGUUCUUGCAUUGGCUGGGUUGGCGCAUGCUAUGAGUGCUUACGUCAUACAACUUGGAGAAGAAGCUACCAUUAGCCAGAGGGCAGCCGCCCAGUACGAAGGUCAUAAGUCAUGGACGGCUAGGGUCAUGGACUCUUUACAGGUUGCCAUGGAUACAACCUACACAGCUCAGUCAGUGUUUCGGUUUUGCCAGCAUCACUCGCGUGACCAUUCCCAGGCCACCGGUGAACAGCUUCGUUCCUGUGCAGCCCUUGCCCUUCCCUUGCUGGCCAGCCAUCUCAUGACCACGCCUACCAGUCUUGUCUCACAACUGAUUGACAGGAUAAUGUUGUUAAGCUCCUCCCAACCGUCAUCGGUGCCCAUACACCAUGGUGUUGGGAUGGGAAUGUUAUUGGCUAGGCUGUGUGUUGAGCACUUCACUGACAUGACGGGAACAGAGGGUGAGAAAAUCCUUUUCCGAUACUUCGACAAGCUGGAGAACAUGGUCUUGACUGAGAAUAACAAUCCUGAUGAUGGAGUGAUUGGCUAUACGCUGGGGUUGGGUGUCGCCCUCUCUGGUCUGACGCAUGAAAGUACUACCCAUGCUAAGGUCCAUGUCUUGAAGAUCAGAGAAGAUUUAUUGAAGAGAAUUGAAUGCCCUGGAGUCACUCCCAGUUGUCUCAUACAAGCACAAGUUUUGUCUGUUGCCUUGGUUACUGCUGCAUGUUAUCAGGUUAAUUACAUCAACCCCAAAGAAGCUUUCCUUACUGUCAAUACCCUGCAAAAUCUUGCACAAAAUAAUCUCAAGUGUAUCCCAUAUGCAGUAGGAACUGGUAUUCUGAUGUACAGCUUGACUAGACAAGGUCAUCAAGAAGUGAUUCCUCUCUACAAUAAUCAACAAGCAGUGCUACUCAGACAGCUCACAGACAAGGAAAGCAGCAUAGACCUGGUGAAGUCAUCAGUAGCUGGACUAGUGGCCCUCUUAGUAGGACCAGGUCAUCUCAUCCACACAGAACAAAGACCAGGACCUGAUCAUCGUGGGCUCAGCUCUACAGUCAAGAUGCUAUGUCAGCUAUUAUCAGACACAUCAGAUUUGAAACUUCAGCAUUCAUUGCCAUGGUUACUUGGGUAUUUGUACAUGGGAUCUACAGAUGUGAUGGAGACAAGAUCAUCUGUUCCAUCCAACUAUAGCAACCUGGAUGAAAGCAGCCUCCUGAGGGCAGCAGUGGACUUGUUGAUUAAUGCAGGGAGGCUAGGUAGUGAGGUGAUCCCUUCUCAACAUGUACUCACUGUAUUGAAAGUAUUGCAUGAAUGUUCUGCAAGCUGUAAUAAGGCAUUACCACCAAUCAAUUGGGCCGUGGUCCUCAACCCUAUUAUGAGAAACAGCACCUAUGCAAAUGGUGCAAUCUACUGUGAAUGUAUGAAGCUAGCUGUCGGACAAUGUAGAAUUGUUAGGUCAGCGGCGUUACAGAGCACAGCAAGUUUUGUAUCAUCUUGGCUGUCACCGUCUGUGUAUCGGACUAUCAAGGAAAGUUGCGAGAAAUACCUUUUCCAAUCUCUACACAUCCUUGUGAGCUGCAUACCUCUCAAAACUCUAGAAGCCUUCCUCACUGGCCAAUUGGUUUGCUUGUUUCAGCAUUCCAACACACACUUCACCCAAUGUAUUGCAGCACUGUAUGGACUGAAAUUAGCUGCUGAGGUUAAAGACCCAGCUCAAGGAGUUGUCAAUUUACUGAUCGAGACUGCUCAGAAGAUUUUUGCAAUCUUGCCGUUUGAUAAGGAGUACCAUUGCCUGCUCCUAGCCCAUUUUGCUGAAUUUAUCAAACACCUUCCUAUGGAGUUCUUAGAGGAUGUAACUAGGAUAAAGGGCAAUCUGUUGAAAGCAAGUUUUAUACGAGGAUACUUGGUCAAACAAGGUUUACAUCCUGUGCAUUGGUUGAAUGACUGUAUAGAUGAGGCGAUGAAUGUCGGGAGCAAGUCAGAGCAGUCCAUCCUUCUAUGGUUCCUGAUGAUAUCCCUUGGGCAGACACCUUCUAAGCUCCCGGUCAGAGAGAGGGAAGCAUGGCUACAACAGCUUAUGAAUCUCUUGAAGACCAUUGCUUUCGGCAGAGAAUCAACACUAUCUGACUGCUCGCGUGAACCUCGUCAGCGAAUCAACUUUUUACUAGAAGUUUUUGCCAUCUCCAUUGUUACCUGGGCAUCUCCCGAGUAUACCCACCUUUGUGGUCCCCACCCCCAUCACUAUGGCACGGAUGGAACCACCCAAGGAACUGACCAAUCAGCAGCAGCUACUGAAGGAGAAGAGGAGGAACAGUCCUCCACAGAGUUCUGUGAGAGCCCUGAUUGGCUGAAGCAAGUCAAUGAGAAUAGUCCACUUGGAUGCGGGGAGUAUGGGAAGCAGACUUUGGAGAGGGUGAAAUCGUAUUUGCCUAGUGCUUUGUGUAGACUGGUCAGCAUGGCCCCCUGGGAUGGUAUGAGAGGCAAGAUCAUUGAGUGGUUGAUCAACAUGGGUAUUGACAGCAAACCUGAGCUGGUUACAGACCCAAUGAGAAGAGAACUAAGAGAAUGCCUGUAUGCAUUGCGUCACUAUGCAGAGUUCAGAUCCAAAGCACAGUGGAUGAAAGUCUUUGACAAGUGAUGACCUCCUUGAGUCAUUAUCUUUUGGUUACCCGUUGGAUGUAAAGUCAUCUAUGAAUGAUGGUGUAAUUUUCUGGGUUGUCUCGGGUGACGUUUUUCCUGGAUAUACCAUUGUUUGUUACUGGAUGAUAGAUGCAUGGUUAGUCCUGACGUAAAAAACUGAACUCGCAAUGCAGCGGUUUCCACAGUGACCUGAUUGCCAUGUUGUCUAUUACACUCUACCCUAAAAAAGUCUCUUAUACUCAAUAACCAGGUAGAUGAGUAUUCUGUAAGUAUAGACUCUAUCCAGACAUGUAUAGAUAUCUUGGAGAGUGAUAAGAUUGUAAACUUCUAUAUCAACCGUCAUCUGAACGAUGUGACUUUCACAGAUUAUUUGUUAUAGGCUACUGAAAUCCUUGCAACUGAAUGGCUAAGAGCAAGUUUGUCAGUGAAAUCAGCGACGUUUCGUUAGACACUCGACUUGCCUCAAACAGGGUUUGGUCUAGUUAGACCGGUGGUUGGAAGUACCAAUGCUGCCUUUUUUACAGACAUUUAGACACACAUUCGAAUGGUACAAAACAGUAGGAAUACUCCCCAAGGAGUGGGGAAUGUACUCAUUGAUUUGUGGCUUUGAAAUCCAGCAAUCACAGGUAAUGAAAGGAAAUUAAGUACACAAAGUGUACUCCAUUACACUACAUGUAGGUGUCUGGACACAUUGAGUAUCAUGAAAUGCAUGAAAUAUUAAUGUCACAUGCCAAAGACAGAAGAAAGUAAAUAUGUUGUACAUGUUCUAGUAUUACAAUACCCUUGUAACAUAAUUUCAGUUUUGCAUAUUUGCAGUCAUAUAUAAUAAUGUAUUUAUUAAAUAUUGAUGGCUCUCUUUUUCGCCUGAAUUCUGGGAGUUCAUCAAGGGAUUCACAUAAGGGAUAAUAGUUGAUUAAUACAAUGAAUUUGUCAAAUAAAACCGAACAAAAAUGAACCCAAAUCAUGCCAUGUCAUAGAAAAAAGUCAUUACUGUAUUUUUGCUCUUCUACUUUUCCAUGUUCAGAAAAAUCUGUUGUUUUUCAGAACUCAGUAAACUGCUUAUAAGUGACAAAGAAGACUGUAAUAGAUCAAAUGGAGAUUUGACAAAUAGUAAGAUGAAAUAGUAAAUCCUGACAUAAGAACAAUCGGGGCCAGAAGGGUGUUUGACCUGGUGGUGUUUCAUAAAGCUGUUUAGUAAGUUACCUAUUCUUGCCUUAAUCAGGUACCACAAAGUUUUUGUGGUGUUCCAACAAGGUUGAACAGUUUCCUAGAACCCAAAUCAGUAUAAGAU
Lytechinus variegatus (green sea urchin) is the source of this 7057-nucleotide messenger RNA. It is a transcript of the gene focad, whose product is annotated as focadhesin-like. The record is from RefSeq and is a predicted model, not a curated record. The transcript is spliced from 34 exons. Bases 146 to 5764 code for a protein of 1872 amino acids. Gene Ontology annotation, biological process: regulation of post-transcriptional gene silencing. Lineage: Eukaryota; Metazoa; Echinodermata; Echinoidea; Temnopleuroida; Toxopneustidae.